AUGCGACGUGGCGGUGCGACAAAGCUUGCUGCACGCCAAGUGCGAAAUGGGUUCCACGGUUCUCGCAACAUGCGGCUCGCCAAGCAAUAUAGUCAUUGCGCACGACAAAAUAGCUCUCGACCGAUCGCGAGGAAAUACAUCCCUGCAUGCCACGCCGCGUUUCCACCGCGACUCUUAAUGUUUCGAACGGCGGCGACCGUUGUAGAUGGCCAGCUUUACAGCGGCGGCCCUUUGGCAGAGUAUGAUAGACGAGUCGACAAUGGUCUUUUGCGCAAUGACGAGCAUCAGCGAGGCAUCAUUGAGAGUCUACAGCAUUUACACAACGAAUUGCGCAAGUACGACGCCCCAGAGGUCGUCCACCCGGAUGUCGAGUCCCUGAAACCAGCCAAGAAGUCGGUGUUUUCGUCAAUAUUCGGCACGAGCAACAAGGCGCAAUCUCGCAUUGGCGAUAUCCCCGAGAACUUACCUCGCGGCCUAUACUUGUACGGCGAUGUUGGCAGCGGCAAGACCAUGUUGAUGGACCUGUUCUACGACACUCUACCACAUUCUGUCAAGACCAAGACGAGAAUCCACUUCCACAACUUCAUGCAAGACGUACACAAGAGACUACACAGGUUGAAGAUGGAGCACGGAAGUGACGUGGAUGGUGUGCCUUUUGUCGCGGCCGAUAUCGCAGACCGUGGAAACGUACUGUGCUUUGACGAAUUUCAGUGCACCGAUGUCGCGGAUGCCAUGAUUCUGCGAAGAUUGCUAGAGUGCCUCAUGUCGCACGGCGUUGUUCUCGUCACGACAUCCAACCGCCACCCGGAUGACUUAUACAAGAACGGAAUCCAACGAGAGUCCUUCAUCCCCGCGAUCAACCUCCUCAAGAACAGGCUCCACGUCAUCAACCUCGACUCCCCCACAGACUACCGAAAAAUCCCACGGCCGCCCUCAGGAGUCUACCACACGCCGCUCGACGACCACGCCAACUCCCACGCCGAGAAGUGGUUCGGCUUCCUCGGAAACACAGAAGACAACCCACCGCACCCAGAGGUCCAAAAAGUCUGGGGCCGUGAAAUCUACGUCCCACGCGUCAGCGGCCGCUGCGCCUGGUUCACAUUCGACGAACUGAUACGGCAGCCGAAAUCCGCAGCCGACUACCUCGAGCUGGUACGAGCCUACGACGCCUUCAUCGUGACAGACGUGCCGGGCAUGACGAUCCGCGAGCGCGACCUAGCCCGUCGCUUCAUCACCUUCAUCGACGCCGUCUACGAGGGGAACGCGAAACUGGUCCUCACGACGGAGAAACCGCUAACAGAGCUCUUCGUUUCGCGGGACGAAAUCGCAGAGCAUCUGCUGCAGGGCAAUCCCAAGGAGGAAAAGGACCAGAUCAGGUCCACUGUCAAGGAGCUGAUGGAGAGCGUGGACGAACAGGCCGAACAGCUCAAGAGCUCAAAUCUUUUUGCGGGCGAAGAAGAAGCAUUCGCGUUUGCGCGUGCCCUCAGCCGGCUGAAGCACAUGGAGAGCAAGGAAUGGGUCGAGCGAGGCAUGGGCCUAGAGGAACAGGGCGGCAAGAAAGAUAGAGAUAGCUGGACUAAGACGAGGAGUCGGCAAAUGGAGGACUCGAUGUAA
Messenger RNA from Pochonia chlamydosporia 170, 1614 nucleotides. Its product is annotated as mitochondrial ATPase (Afg1). The transcript has 3 exons. Gene Ontology annotation, molecular function: ATP hydrolysis activity; ATP binding. Bases 1 to 1614 code for a protein of 537 amino acids. Gene Ontology annotation, cellular component: mitochondrion; cytoplasm. The record is from RefSeq and is a predicted model, not a curated record. Lineage: Eukaryota; Fungi; Ascomycota; Sordariomycetes; Hypocreales; Clavicipitaceae. Gene Ontology annotation, biological process: protein quality control for misfolded or incompletely synthesized proteins.